AUGUUAGGGGAUGCACUGGAAACCAAAGUGAACGAGACGCGUGGAUAUGCAGUUACUCACGUGUACCAAAUCACUGAUCUUCAGCUAGCCAUGACCAGCUUUGAGGAGUUGUACAAUUUACUCUUAAAUCCUGCUGUCACGCAUAUCCCAUCAAGUGUGUGGGACUUCAGUGAACUCAAAGAACUCGUCAGAUAUCGCGGAAAACUUGUACGACCGAAUGCACAAUGCCCAGUUGAAAACGAGCUGUUGCGUUUGCUAGUUUUGGGGUUACGACGGCUUUCGCUCCGACUCAAGCGUAUCGCAGUACAUGUGCGCGAAGUUGAGCAAGCGCGUGACACCGAGAUGGAAUUGAUGACAACUUUUCGUGGAUUGUUAACCAGAGGCAAGUUCAACGUACUUCUGAUCCGAGGUGCCGCAGCAAUGCGCGACUCUGCGCGGAAGCAAAAUACUGCCACAGAAGCGUCAUCAGACGAGAUGCGGGAAAAGAAGGACAAAUCAAAAUCCGAUGCAGAACCCUCUGACCCGGUACUCCGUUUGUUGAAGAAAGUGCUGCACAGACUGUCACCCACCGCCAGCAAGAAGUUGGAAAUAUACGAGACCAACACCCUCGUAGAUGGUUAUGCCACAUUUUAUGUCAUGAACGGGGUUUUGACGGCGACCGAGAUCUGGGGUAUCAUUUUCACAAAUCUGUAUCGAAUUCGCCGACCAGGUGAACGUGUAGGCAGUUCGUACGUACCGCGCAUCUGUUUCGCUCCAAAAUGUCAAAAGGACAUGAUGGUUUUGCCCAACAUUGGUUGA
This is a messenger RNA of Echinostoma caproni, 798 nucleotides long. NCBI's taxonomy places the organism in Eukaryota, Metazoa, Platyhelminthes, Trematoda, Plagiorchiida, Echinostomatidae. The record is from the annotation of a GenBank genome assembly.